Lactuca sativa (garden lettuce) is the source of this 1828-nucleotide messenger RNA. RefSeq names its product alkane hydroxylase MAH1. The record is from RefSeq and is a predicted model, not a curated record. Gene Ontology annotation, molecular function: oxidoreductase activity, acting on paired donors, with incorporation or reduction of molecular oxygen; heme binding; iron ion binding. NCBI's taxonomy places the organism in Eukaryota, Viridiplantae, Streptophyta, Magnoliopsida, Asterales, Asteraceae.
CAUAACUAAAGUAACCACACAAAGAAAUGGUGCUCCCCUUCGGCUACUGUGAGAUCAUCCUCGCAGCAAUCUGCUACUACUGUCUCUCUGUUUUCCGGCAACGGCACGCGAUGAUAUUUGAGUGGCCGUUGGUAGGGAUGCUUCCAGCACUGCUUCGUCGUGUCAGCAGGAUCCACGACCUGUGUAUCCAUGUUCUCAGCCGCACCGGCGGCACUUUCUUGGUCAAAGGUCCAAGGUUCCUUCACAUGGACAUGUUGGGUACCGUUGAUCCCGCCGAUAUCCACCACAUCAUGAGCUCCAACUUCUUGAAUUUCCCAAAAGGCGAAGAGUUCAAGGAGAUUUUUGAACUUCUCGGAGACGGGAUUUUCAAUUCCGAUUACGAGUUGUGGAAGAGCCACCGGAAACUUAUCAAUGCUUUGAUUAGUAAUAUGAAUUUUCUGCGGUUCAUUGCUAAGAUGAACAGGGAGAAAGUUGCUAAAGGCUUGAUUCCGGUUCUUGACUAUGUGGCGUCAACAGGAGUUGUGGUCGACAUCCAAGAUGUGUUUCAAAGGCUAACCUUUGACACUACUUGCAUGUUCGUAACUGGAUACGACCCUGGUUGCUUAUCUGUUGAUUUCAAAGAUGUGCCGUUCUCGAGAGCCAUGGACGAAGCUGAAGAAGCCAUCUUCUCACGUCACAUCCUUCCAAAAAACGUGUGGAAGCUACAAAGGUGGCUAGGUGUUGGGAAAGAGAAGAAACUUAAGGAGGCACGCGAAACCUUAGAUGAUGUGAUAGAAGGUCUCAUUUCAAGAAAAAGAAAAGACUUGAGUGAAGGAAUCGUGUCAAAAGAUGACUCAAAGGGUAUCGACAUAUUGACUUCAUUGAUAACGUGCGAGCCUGAAUGCUUCGGUGAUGGGUUCAAAUAUGAUGAUAAGUUCUUAAGAGACACUAUCUUGAAUUUGAUGAUUGCAGGGAGGGACACAACAAGCUCAUCCCUAACAUGGUUCCUUUGGCUUGUUAUCACCCACCCAAACGUCGAGAAAAAGAUUCGAGAGGAGAUAAAGGCGAUUAUCCCAACUUCGGAAAUGAAAAGUUUUAAACUUUUCGAAACAGAGGAAACUAACAAGUUGGUUUAUCUACAUGCCGCGUUUUGCGAAGCCUUAAGGCUAUACCCACCUGUUCCAUUCCAGCACAAGGCUCCGGUUCAACCUGAUGUUCUUCCUAGUGGUCAUCGUGUCUAUCCCAAUAUGAAGAUUAUGUUUUCUUUGUAUGCAAUGGGGAGAAUGAAAACCAUUUGGGGGGACGAUAGCUGGGAGUUCAAGCCGGAGAGAUGGAUCUCCGACAAGCACAUGAUAAGGCAUGAACCGUCGUACAAAUUCUUGUCGUUCAACGCUGGCCCAAGGACUUGCAUCGGGAAACAUGUUGCAUUCACUCAAAUAAAGGCCGUAGGUGCGACCAUUUUACACAAUUACAAGUUCGAAAUGGAGGAAGGUCACGUAGUGGCUCCUAAUGUUUCAGUCAUUCUUUACAUGAAACAUGGACUCAAGGUUAGGGUCGCAUGUAGAUGGGCUUGACGUCGUGGAAGGGUAAUUCAGUUUUAACCACCGUGUUAAAAAAUGAGUAAAAGAACAUAUGGUGUUUUCCUUAGUAUUUUUCGAAAAAGUAUGGCUUUUAUUUUAAAGAUUAAAAUAAGUUGGUUUAAAAACUCAACCGCGGAGAGUUUAUAUGAUUUUAUGGUUUGGUGUGUAUAAAAGUGUACAACCCCUAGAAGGUAGUAUAUGUAACAUGUCCAUCAUGGUAGUGAAAUAAACUUCGUUUUAAUAAUUAUCAAGUAUUUAUUUUUUACUUA